AUGGACGAAGAUUCAAUCGAUGCUGAAGUUAAAUGUAGCAUUUGUACUGAGGCUUUCAUCGAUCCUGUAGUAAUAUCAUCUUGUAAGCAUAUAUUCUGUCGAUCAGGCAUCGAAACAGUAUUACAAGAUAAACCUGUUUGUCCUUUAUGCCGCCACGAGCCAAUUACUUUAAAUGAACUUCAAUUAGCUGAUCACACUAUGCUCGAUUAUCUCAAUCAACUUUUAGUUAAAUGUGACACCUGCUAUGAAAAAAACAUUCAACGAAAUCUUUUUGAUGAACAUAUCAAGAAAUUAUGUCCCAAAGUACAAGUGACAUGCUCUGCUGCCGAUCUCAAAUGUGGAUGGACAGGUUUACGUGAUCAACUUGAUGAACACGUUGCACAUUGUACUUUCGAAUUGAUGAGACCUAUUCUUGGUCAAUUACCUGUUAUGACCGAGGAAAUGAAACGAAUUCAGAAUGACAAUCAAGAACUUCAAUUACAAGUAAAUGGACUCGUACAUCGAUGUAAACAACUUGAAAGGAAGAUAAAUGGAUCUUGCAUGAUUCCAUUACGUGCUGCUGAAAUUGAUAUCAAUGCUAAAUGGACAAUAAAUGGUUUGACUCUAGCAGGAAGUAAUGAAGGCGGAAAUCGACUCAAUCAGCUUUGUCAUCCUCAAGGUUUAUAUUUGAAUGAUGAACAAACACUGUAUAUUGCUGACUUUUUCAACCAUCGUAUUAUUGAAUGGAAAUUGGGUGAAACCAAUGGAAAAGUUGUAGCCGGUGGAAAUGGGCCAGGAAAUAAUAACAAUCAAUUGAAUUAUCCAACUGACGUCAUCGUUGAUAAAGAGAAUGAUUGUCUUAUCAUUUGUGAUCGAGAAAAUCGACGAGUAGUUCGAUGGUCUCUUCAAGAUUCAGCAAGCGGAGAAACAAUCAUUUCGAAUAUUAGUUGUAACUGUUUGACGAUCGACGAUGAUAAAUUCUUGUAUAUCACUGACAUUGACAAUCAUGAAGUUAGACGUUGGCGUUUGGGAGAUACUCAGGGUGUAGUAGUGGCUGGCGGAAAUGGUCAAGGUGAUCGUGUCGAUCAACUUAAUUAUCCUACCUUCGUUUUUGUUGAUCGUGAUCAUUCAGUAUACGUGUCGGACUAUUCCAAUCAUCGUGUAAUGCAAUGGACAGAGAAUGCCAAAGAAGGAAUAGUCGUAGCAGGUGGUCAAGGCGAAGGAAACUCUCUUAGACAUUCAUAUUAUCCUGGAGGAGUCAUUGUUGAUCAAUGGGGCACUGUUUAUGUGGCAGACAGUGAAAGUCAUCGAGUGAUGCGUUGGCAAAAAGGUGCCACCGAGGGUAAAAUUAUUGCUGGCGAAAAUGGUAGAGGAAUACAAUCAAAUCAACUGAAUCGUCCAUCGGGAUUACUAUUCGAUAAACAUGGAAAUCUCUUUGUCUCAGAUUAUGGAAAUAAUCGAAUACAAAAAUUUGAAAUUCUGACGAAAUAUUCUUGA
Messenger RNA from Rotaria sordida, 1476 nucleotides. The record is from the annotation of a GenBank genome assembly. Lineage: Eukaryota; Metazoa; Rotifera; Eurotatoria; Philodinida; Philodinidae.